Neocloeon triangulifer is the source of this 1483-nucleotide messenger RNA. Its product is annotated as E3 ubiquitin-protein ligase CCNB1IP1-like. The transcript has 6 exons. The record is from RefSeq and is a predicted model, not a curated record. The coding region runs from base 293 to 1165 and encodes 290 amino acids. Gene Ontology annotation, cellular component: synaptonemal complex. NCBI's taxonomy places the organism in Eukaryota, Metazoa, Arthropoda, Insecta, Ephemeroptera, Baetidae. Gene Ontology annotation, molecular function: ubiquitin protein ligase activity. Gene Ontology annotation, biological process: reciprocal meiotic recombination.
AGCGUGCCACGCCCCCUUGAAUCUACAUUCCGAUUGGAUUCGACAGCAUGGCGAGUCAAUAAAAGAAUUUUGAAAACACAAAACGAGUGCCUCGUGUAAUCAACUUUAGGCAAUAAGACAUAAGACUUAAGGAAACUGCCAUGCAUCUUCUUCAUCUGAUUUACAUACAUUCGGCAAAUUACGUAAAACAAAAUAUACAAAAUAAAUUUUUUCCUGACAACUAGAAAAUAAUUCAUUGCACAGAGGCGGGUGUUAUCGUUAUUCGCAAGGUAUACUCCACUCUACUCUCGCCAUGGCUGACAGCGAUUUGAUCUGCAACUCGAAGUCGUGCCUUAAGCCUUUGAAGAAGACUGCCUGGGUAACAAGCUGUUCCCACGUCUUUUGCCAAGAGGAUGGCAUCAAAGAGUUACGAAACAGCCCUAAUGCAAAAUGUCCGGUUUGCGGGACACCUCUCAACCACUCCUCGGACAUUGUCAAGGCCGACCUGAAUCCGUCCGAGCAUUUCAAAUCGAUGGUGCUCACCGGUUUGAGUCCUGAAAUCGUGAUGGACAUUGUAAAUAGGUCGUUUUCGUUCUGGACGUACCAGAAUAACCUGACCAAGAAGUAUCAAGAAAGUGUGAUUAAGAGUUACAAAGAAAAGUUGAGCAAGUUAGAGAGCUCUUAUGAAAUACUGGUGGCCAAAAUCCAGCAAGAAGUUUGUUUGCUGAAGAAAAAAGUUGAAGAAUUGGAGAGGGAAAAAAUGAAUUUGCUGAACAAGCUUGAGGAAUCUGCGCAGAAGAUGGCAGAGAAAAAUCGCGAGAACCAAAAGCUGCAUAGCGCUUGCAAUGCAAUUCGAAAGGCCAAUCUUCACUCUUCCAACAAUCAAGUGAAUUAUCUUCCCGAGUCUUCCGAUGACAGAAAUGUGUACUCGAUCACUCCGAAAACCAUGAAUGACCUCUUGCCUCGGCGCCAACCUAGUAGCCAGAUGCACUUGAACGUCCAAAUGCAACCAGGCAAUUUUACUCCACGGAGGAGCAACACCCAGACAAUGGGGGCCCCUGGUAGAAGAAAACAGCCCGACAUUGCUGGUUUCAGCUUCAAACCUGUGGCACCAAUUCGCGACAGUGGCAGUCCUUUGGAUUUCACCCCUUUCAUGGCACCAAAGGCUCCCAGAAUGGAUAAGUGAUUUGAUGUUCUUGAUUUAAAUGCAAUUAGAGUAUGCAUCAAAAUCGACUGGUUUUUAUCUCUUGAAGAGAAAAAUGUUUUGAUUUAAAAAAAAUUAAGCAUUAGUAAUUCUGUUAAAGUUAAAGUAAAUCACUUUAUAUUUAAUUAAAUUUCAAUGAAGGGCUCAAUCUUGAUUUCUCGAAGAAGUUCGCCCAUAGGUUGUUCCCAACGUUUUUCAUAAUAAACGUUAAGCAGAAAUUCUGCAUUUUUUGCUGUUGAAAGAGCCCACGGAAGGUAUGACUUUAAAUAGCGUUGCCUUUGUCUGAAAUAAAUGGUACAA